AUGAGCCAGACUUCCGAAGAAUUUAAAGAUUUUGAGGAAAACGACUUUGGAGAUGAUUUUGGAGAUUUUGGAGACCAAGUUGACGUUGAUUUGGAGUUGGAUUUGCAAUCACCCGAGUUACAAGUUAUUCCAGAAAGACAAGUAGAUUUUAAUAGCCAGAUUCUUACAACAAAUAGUGCAAGAAGUAUUUAUACACAGCUACACACAACCCACCCACCAAAUCCACUUGAAUUCGUUUACUCGCUCACGCGUAGACAAUACCUUCAAACAUUGGGGAAACCUUUAAAUUUGGAUGAGAUUGGUUUGAACAAGUUGCCACCAUUACAAUUAUCAAUAAACCCAAAUGAGAAGAUUUUACCAAUUAAACCAAUUGAGACACAGCCACAACUAGGUAAAGAUCCAGAUAUUGAUAUUGAAGGUGUUUCAGAUGAGAUAGAUAGAGUGGACUUGAAUACACUUAACUUGGUUAAUGUGGGUGUGCUGGUGAAGAUGCGUGAUAAUCUACAAGCACAUGAACACUCAAUCAACGCACAACUCACUUACAACCUCGAGCACUUGGACAGCUUAAAGAACGACAAUACAACAUACAACACACUAAUUUCAGACCUUAUCAAAGAAACAAACGAUAAACUCAACAAGAAUACCUCAAUGAGGUCAAAAAUUCAACCAAAAUCUAUAAACUUGAUGGAAAGAACGGGCAGUGCUGGAUUAUGGGGAGUGAAUAAGCUCCCAAAGACGCCUCCAGAGAGAGUAAACAGUCCAGGUGAGACGCUUAGUGGAAAUCGAGUUAAUUGGUGA
Messenger RNA from Wallemia ichthyophaga EXF-994, 798 nucleotides. RefSeq lists its product as uncharacterized. The coding region runs from base 1 to 798 and encodes 265 amino acids. Lineage: Eukaryota; Fungi; Basidiomycota; Wallemiomycetes; Wallemiales; Wallemiaceae. The record is from RefSeq and is a predicted model, not a curated record. The transcript has a single exon.